Molecule: messenger RNA, 5828 nt
Organism: Vicugna pacos (alpaca)
Lineage: Eukaryota; Metazoa; Chordata; Mammalia; Artiodactyla; Camelidae
Source: RefSeq, a predicted model, not a curated record
UGUCAGUUCGGGGAGAUGGAGGAAAAUGGCCGCCAGGUGGAGGGCGACUCGCUGAAAGCCGCGGUCUCUCCCUUUCUCGUGUUCUGACAGCGCCUGCGGCAAAGCGGGCCCUUUCCGCCCGAGGUGUUGGCGCCGUCGUCGGGCCGGGUUGUGAGACGAUAUUGGAAUAAAGAAGACUGUAGCUUUCUGUGAAGAUGUCAGUUUUGAUAUCACAGAGUGUAAUAAAUUAUGUGGAAGAAGAAAAUAUCCCUGCUUUGAAAGCUCUUCUUGAAAAAUGCAAAGAUGUAGAUGAGAGAAAUGAGUGCGGCCAGACUCCUUUGAUGAUAGCUGCUGAACAAGGCAAUCUGGAAAUAGUGAAAGAAUUAAUCAAGAAUGGAGCUAAUUGCAAUUUGGAAGAUUUGGAUAACUGGACAGCGCUUAUAUCAGCAUCAAAAGAGGGGCACCUGCACAUUGUGGAAGAACUGCUGAAAUGCGGGGUCAACUUGGAGCACCGUGACAUGGGAGGAUGGACGGCCCUCAUGUGGGCGUGUUAUAAAGGCCGCACUGAGGUGGUGGAGUUGCUUCUUUCUCACGGUGCCAACCCAAGCGUCACUGGUCUGCAGUACAGUGUUUAUCCCAUCAUUUGGGCAGCAGGGAGAGGCCAUGCAGAUAUAGUGCAUCUUUUGCUGCAAAACGGUGCUAAAGUCAACUGCUCUGAUAAGUAUGGAACCACCCCUUUGGUUUGGGCUGCACGAAAGGGCCAUUUGGAAUGUGUCAAACAUUUAUUGGCCAUGGGAGCUGAUGUUGAUCAAGAAGGAGCCAAUUCAAUGACUGCACUUAUUGUGGCAGUAAAGGGAGGCUACACACAGUCUGUAAAAGAAAUUUUGAAGAGGAAUCCAAACGUGAAUUUGACAGAUAAGGAUGGGAACACAGCUUUGAUGAUUGCGUCAAAAGAGGGACAUACAGAAAUUGUGCAGGAUCUACUUGAUGCUGGGACCUAUGUGAACAUACCUGACAGGAGCGGAGAUACUGUGUUAAUUGGGGCUGUCAGAGGUGGUCACGUGGAAAUUGUUCGAGCACUUCUCCAAAAAUAUGCUGAUAUAGACAUCAGAGGACAGGACAAUAAAACUGCUUUGUACUGGGCUGUUGAGAAAGGAAAUGCAACAAUGGUGAGAGACAUCUUACAGUGCAAUCCAGACACUGAGAUAUGCACAAAGGAUGGUGAAACACCUCUUAUAAAGGCUACCAAGAUGAGAAAUAUUGAAGUAGUCGAGCUGCUGCUCGAUAAAGGGGCCAAAGUGUCUGCUGUGGACAAGAAAGGAGACACCCCUUUGCAUAUUGCUAUUCGUGGGAGGAGUCGGAAACUGGCAGAACUUCUUUUAAGAAACCCCAAAGAUGGACGGUUACUUUACAGGCCCAACAAAGCAGGCGAGACCCCCUACAACAUUGACUGUAGCCAUCAGAAAAGUAUUUUAACUCAAAUAUUUGGAGCCAGACACCUGUCCCCCACCGAGACCGGCGGGGACGUGCUGGGCUACGAUCUGUACAGCAGCGCCCUGGCAGACAUCCUCAGUGAGCCCACCAUGCAGCCGCCCAUCUGCGUGGGGCUGUACGCGCAGUGGGGGAGCGGAAAGUCCUUCUUACUCAAGAAACUGGAAGAUGAAAUGAAAACUUUUGCAGGACAACAGAUUGAACCUCUUUUCCAGUUCUCAUGGCUGAUAGUGUUUCUGACCCUGCUGCUUUGUGGAGGGCUUGGUUUAUUGUUUGCUUUUAUGGUGGACCCAAAUCUUGGAAUAGCGGUGUCAUUGAGCUUCUUGGCUGUCUUAUAUAUAUUUUUUAUUGUCAUUUACUUCGGUGGGCGAAGAGAAGGAGAGAGUUGGAAUUGGGCGUGGGUCCUCAGUACUAGGUUGGCAAGACAUAUUGGCUAUUUGGAGCUCCUCCUCAAGCUGAUGUUCGUGAACCCACCCGAACUGCCGGAGCAGACCACUAAAGCUUUACCUGUGAGGUUUUUGUUUACAGAUUAUAACAGGUUGUCCAGUGUGGGUGGAGAAACAUCACUGGCCGAAAUGAUUGCAACCCUCUCGGAUGCUUGUGAAAGAGAGUUUGGCUUUCUGGCAACCAGGCUUUUUCGAGUUUUCAAGACUGAAGAUACGCAGGGUAAAAAGAAAUGGAAAAAAACGUGCUGCCUCCCGUCUUUUGUCAUCUUCCUCUUUAUCUUUGGCUGCAUUAUUGCCGGAAUUACUCUUCUGGCUAUCUUCAGAGUCGACCCGAAACACCUGACAGUGAACGCUGUCCUCAUAUCAGUUGCGUCUGUAGUGGGGUUGGCCUUUGUGCUGAAUUGUCGUACGUGGUGGCAGGUGCUGGACUCUCUCCUGAAUUCUCAAAGGAAACGCCUCCAUAAUGCUGCCUCCAAACUGCACAAGUUGAAAAGUGAAGGAUUCAUGAAAGUUCUUAAGUGUGAAGUGGAAUUGAUGGCCAGGAUGGCAAAAACCAUUGACAGCUUCACUCAGAAUCAGACAAGGCUGGUGGUUAUCAUUGAUGGGCUGGACGCCUGCGAGCAGGACAAAGUGCUCCAGAUGCUGGACACCGUCCGGGUUCUCUUUUCAAAAGGCCCAUUCAUUGCCAUUUUUGCAAGUGAUCCACAUAUCAUUAUAAAGGCCAUUAACCAGAACCUCAACAGCGUGCUCCGGGACUCAAAUAUAAAUGGGCAUGACUACAUGCGCAACAUCGUCCAUUUGCCUGUUUUCCUCAACAGUCGUGGACUAAGCAGUGCGAGAAAGUUUCUCGUAACUUCGACGACUAAUGGAGAUAUUCCGUGCUCGGACAGUACAGGGGUACAGGAGGACGCUGACAGAAGAGUGUCACAGAACAGCCUUGGGGAGAUGACAAAGCUCGGUAGCAAGACGGCCCUCAACAGACGGGAUACUUACCGAAGAAGGCAGAUGCAGCGGACCAUCACACGGCAGAUGUCCUUUGAUCUUACCAAACUGCUGGUUACGGAGGACUGGUUCAGUGACAUAAGUCCUCAGACCAUGAGAAGAUUACUGAAUAUUGUUUCUGUGACAGGGCGAUUACUGAGAGCCAAUCAGAUAAGUUUCAACUGGGACAGGCUUGCUAGCUGGAUCAACCUUACUGAGCAGUGGCCGUACCGAACCUCGUGGCUCAUAUUAUAUUUGGAAGAGACUGAGGGUGUUCCAGAUCAAAUGACGUUAAAAACCAUCUAUGAAAGAAUAUCAAAGAAUAUUCCAACAACUAAAGAUGUCGAGCCACUGCUUGAAAUAGAUGGAGAUAUAAGAAAUUUUGAAGUGUUUUUGUCUUCAAGGACUCCAGUUCUUGUGGCUCGAGAUGUAAAAACCUUUUUGCCAUGCACUGUAAAUCUGGACCCCAAACUACGGGAAAUUAUUGCAGAUGUUCGCGCUGCGAGAGACCAGAUCAGCAUCGGAGGACUUGCCUACCCCGCGCUGCCUUUACACGAAGCGCCCCCUCGGCCACCGUCGGGCUACAGCCAGCCUCCGUCCGUUUGUUCCUCCUCCGCUUCCUUCAAUGGGCCGUUUGGAGGUGGGGUUGUGUCUCCACAGCCCCCCAGCAGCUACUACAGUGGCAUGACGGGGCCCCAGCACCCAUUCUACAACAGGCCAUUCUUUGCCCCAUACCUUUACACGCCAAGGUGUUACCCUGGCGGUUCCCAACAUCUCAUCUCACGUCCAUCAGUAAAAACGAAUUUGCCCAGAGAUCAGAGCAAUGGCCUAGAGGUUAUCGAGGAGGACGCUGCCGAGGGGCUUUCUUCGCCCACAGGCUCCUCGAGGGGGUCAGGCCCAGCCUCAGGAACAGUUUCAUCACUGAAUUCAAUGAAUGUGGAUGCAGUUUGUGAGAAACUGAAACAAAUAGAGGGGCUGGACCAGAGCAUGCUGCCUCAGUACUGUGCGACCAUCAAAAAGGCGAACAUCAAUGGCCGUGUGUUGGCUCAGUGUAACAUUGAUGAAUUGAAGAAGGAAAUGAAUAUGAAUUUUGGAGACUGGCAUCUUUUUAGAAGCACAGUCCUGGAAAUGAUUAUUAUUUUCUUGUCUUUACAGUCGCAAACCCGCAGAACCCCAAGUCUUUCGAGUCUCAAUUCCCAGGAUUCCAGUAUUGAAAUUUCAAAGCUUACUGAUAAGGUGCAGGCCGAGUAUAGAGAUGCCUAUAGAGAGUACAUUGCUCAGAUGUCCCAGUUAGAAGGGGGCCCAGGCUCCACAGUCAGUGGCAGGUCUUCUCCGCACAGCACGUACUAUAUGGGUCAGAGUUCGUCAGGGGGCUCCAUUCACUCGAACCUAGAACCAGAGAAAGGGAAAGAUAGUGAGCCAAAGCAAGAUGAUGGAAGGAAGCCCUUUUUCAUGAAGAGGGGAGACGUUAUAGACUAUUCCUCAUCAGGCGUUUCCACUAACGAUGCCUCGCCCCUGGAUCCCAUCACUGAAGAAGACGAAAAGUCAGAUCAGUCAGGCAGUAAGCUGCUCCCAGGCAAGAAGUCCUCAGAAAGGUCGAGUCUCUUCCAGACAGAUCUGAAGCUGAAGGGCAGUGGGCUGCGCUAUCAGAAACUCCCAAGUGAUGAGGAUGAAUCUGGGACAGAAGAAUCCGACAACACUCCGCUGCUCAAGGACGACAAGGACAGAAAGGCCGAGGGGAAAGUCGAGAGAGCGCCGAAGUCUCCAGAACACGGCGCAGAGCCCAUCAGAACCUUCAUCAAGGCCAAAGAGUACCUGUCGGACGCCCUCCUGGACAAAAAGGACUCGUCUGACUCCGGAGUGCGGUCCAGCGAGAGCUCCCCCAACCACUCUCUCCACAACGAGGCGGCCGACGACUCCCGGCUUGAGAAGGCCAACCUCAUCGAGCUGGAAGAUGACAGCCACGGCGGGAAGCGGGGGCUGCCGCGCAGCCUGAGCGGCCUGCAGGACCCCGCUGUGGCUCGCAUGUCCAUUUGUUCCGAAGACAAGAAGAGCCCUUCCGAGUGCAGCUUGAUAGCUAGCAGCCCGGAGGACAGCUGGCCCGCCUGCCAGAAGGCCUACAACCUCAACCGCACACCCAGCACCGUGACCCUCAACAACAACAGCGCUCCGGCCGGCAGAGCCAGCCAGCACUUUGAUGAAAUGGAGGGGAUUAGGGAGGCUUCCCAAGCCAUCCUGAGGUCUGGUUCCAGCUCCCACUCAACUGCUAUUCAGAAUGAGAAUCUGAAAAGUAUGACACAUAAGCGAAGCCAGCGUUCCAGUUACACAAGGCUCUCAAAAGAUUCUUCAGAGCUCCAUGCAGUGGCCUCUCCUGAUAGUUCAGGCUUUGGAGAAGAAAGAGAAAGCAUUCUUUAAGAAAAACAAGCAGAAGUAGUGUAGGAUUAUUAUACCCCCGUGGCACAGUUGACUUGAGUCCUGGCGUGAACCCGUCCACGCACGUCAUCUCUGUACAUUUCACUAGCACGCGGUUAGUGCGCGAGAAGGCCUUCCCGUGUGCUGUCCGAGAGAGGGUUCCCGCGUCAGCCUCUGUUGUCUUUGUAGUGAGCGCCUUAAACCCCACCGUUGUCAUCAUACCUUUCACUGGCAGAUAAUCCCAGACAAGAUGGGAGUAUAAAGAUAGGUCGGAAAUAUUAAGUAUAAAAGGACUUAAUUUGCCAGCAAAACGAAAAGCUAGUGAUUCCUUUUAUAGAACACUAAUGCAUUAACAUUUGAUGGAAAGCAUGAUGUUAAAUGAACCAGAAGCACAUUUUGCUCUUAAGGAGUGAAAGGUCAGGAUUUAUAGGUCAUGGAGUAGCCUAGAGACUGAAGGUUAAUGCUCUGUGAGUUCUACAUAAUAGACAAACUGCUUAUCAAAGAGUUUUAAAUGUUUAA